Messenger RNA from Malaclemys terrapin pileata, 1994 nucleotides. It is a transcript of the gene SLC19A1, whose product is annotated as solute carrier family 19 member 1. Gene Ontology annotation, biological process: folate transmembrane transport. The record is from RefSeq and is a predicted model, not a curated record. Lineage: Eukaryota; Metazoa; Chordata; Testudines; Emydidae. Gene Ontology annotation, molecular function: folic acid binding; folate:monoatomic anion antiporter activity. Gene Ontology annotation, cellular component: plasma membrane; apical plasma membrane; basolateral plasma membrane. Bases 315 to 1760 code for a protein of 481 amino acids. The transcript is spliced from 6 exons.
UACGCGGGCAGGCUGUACUCCGUCCCCUAGCGCGUGGCGCAGCGCCGGUCCGGGCUCCGCGUGACUCUGCAGCCCGGUCCGUGCGCUCCGGGCUUUGUCCCCAGGCCGGGCGGGGCUGGGACGGACCGGGCCGCGCCUCGGGUGAGGAGCCCCGCAGCAGCCCAGAAUUUCCAGCAGCACCGAGAUCUAUGUCUGGGAGAUUCUCUGCAGAAGGAGACAGAGAGACUGGCCUGAAGGUGGCUCGGCCUGACUGACAGCCACCUGGGAAAAGGUCCUUUCCCUCUGAUGCACCAGAGAGGGGCGACGGCAGAGCCAUGUCUGUCGUGGAUGAUGGUUCUCUAAAGCACCCCCCGGAGUCUGCAGUGGACCAGCGCUGGAAGUUCCUCGUCUUCUACCUCUGUUUUUAUGGCUUCAUGACCCAGAUCAGACCUGGGGAGAGCUUCAUCACCCCCUACUUGCUGGGAGCUGACAAGAACUUCACCACAGUAGAGGUGACCAACGAGAUCACUCCCGUCCUGUCCUACUCCUACAUGGCCGUGCUGGUGCCCAUCUUCCUGCUGACGGAUUACCUGCGCUACAAGCCGGUGCUGGUGCUGCAAAGCCUGAGCCACAUCUCCAUUUGGCUCCUGCUGAUCUUCGGCACCAGUAUCCUGGCCAUGCAGUUCAUGGAGUUCUUCUACGGCAUCACCAUGGCGGCCCGCGUGGCCUACUCCUCCUACAUCUUCUCCCUGGUCACCCCCUCGCACUACCAGCGCAUGGCCGGCUACUCCCGCUCUGCCGUGCUGAUGGGAGUCUUCACCAGCUCGGUGCUGGGGCAGCUCUGCGUCACCGUGGGCGGGGUGCCCUUCAUGACGCUCAACUAUGUCUCGCUGGGGUUCAUGCUCUUUGGGCUCCUCCUGACGCUCUUCCUGGAGCAGCCCAAGCGAAGCCUCUUCUUCAACCAGAGUGGUGGCCCCCCCCCCUCUGAGCUGGACAGGAUGCACCCAGUCGGGGACAAGCCAGUGCCCCCCGCACCCUCCCACUGGCGCAGCUCGGCCCUCUUCCGUAUGCUGAGGGAGCUCUGCAUUAUCGCCAAGCUACCCCAGCUGCGGCUCUGGUCCCUCUGGUGGAUCUUCAACUCUGCCGGCUACUAUCUCAUGCUCUAUUACGUGCAGCUCCUGUGGAAUGAGAUUUACCCUACCACGGACAACCGCAAGGUCUACAACGGCGGGGUGGACGCCGCCUCAACACUGCUCGGUGCCAUCACUGCCUUCGCUGCGGGCUAUGUGAAGAUCCGCUGGGCGCGGUGGUCGGAACUGGUGAUUGGCGGCGUGACGGCAUUCCAGGCGGGGCUGCUCUUGCUGAUGAGCACCACCAGCAACAUCUGGCUCUGCUACGGGGCCUACAUCCUGUUCAGGGGCUCCUACCAGUUCCUGGUCCCCAUAGCCAUUUUCCAGAUUGCCACCUCCCUCUCCAAAGAGCUCUGUGCCCUGGUGUUUGGCGUGAACACCUUCUUUGCCACCGUCCUGAAGACCAUCAUCACCAUGAUCAUAUCAGACAAGCGGGGCCUGGGCCUUUCCGUGCAUCCGCAGUUCUAUGUGUACUUCGCCUACUUCACACUGCUGGCAGUGGUGUACCUGGGGGCAGCAGUGUACGUGGCCGUGACGCACCGCCGGCGCAAGGUGCCGCAGGAACCGGUGUUUGCCAAGGAGCUCGGAAGCCCUGCUGAGGAGGCACCAGGGAAGGAGAGGAGCUUGGAGCCGGGCAGUGUGCACAUCUGAGUGCAUCUGGGAGAGGAGACCCGAGGGAGUGGCCUGUGUGCCCACCCUAGCCCAUCACAGUCCCAGGGAAUGGCUGGCCACGGUCCUCUCACCUUCCUCACAGUGUCAAUGUGCACCUGAGAAAGCAAGGAGCGCAGGCCCGGGUGAGGCUGCAGUCCUAUCCUAGCUUGUAGGGGCCACCAAUCCCCAGGGCUGUGCGCACCCUUGGUCCCCAGACUGCUACUGCUGGCAGAG